CGAAGUCAAUGGUAGUCUCCCUGUUUUAGCUUUUACCAGUUCUCCCUCACCGUCACCAGAUGUCAUGGGCUGCCUUGGUCUCCAAGCUCUGCAAAACCCCUGACUCAUGCCCUGCCGCUGCCGCCCCUCCCUCUCCCUCCCUCUCUAAACAUUAGGUUAUUCCGCCCCUCCCCUCGACUUCCAUAGCCUUCUCACCCCUCCCCCUCCCCCUCCCCCCUCCCCUCUCCUCCUUCCCUCUCUCUCCUCCUUCCCCUUUUCACUGAAAAGCUCACUCCUUUUCUGCUCUGCUUUCACCUUUCAACCCGCUGAAAAACCCCACCUUUUGUUUGUUUCUCGCUUUUCCGCUCUUUGGGUUUCUUCGUCGUCCUCGCCGUCAAUGGCAUUUCAAUCUUCUGUUUGUUUCCGCUGAAACCAGCUGAGAGUGAGGUAGACCCAAUUCGUCUUUUUUGAAUUGGGUCUAGGUUUUACAGCAACGCUAGCUCUCUCUCUUCGUUUUCACUAUUGGGCAGUUUUUAUUUUCUUUUGGAGGCUUUUUGGCUUGAGUAAUUUCCGCUCCCUGAGUACCUGCAAUGUUGUGAUGUUUCAGGUAAUGUGAUAAAAGGGGGCUUCUUGUUCUGUGAUUUUGGGUGUGUCUUAAUAUAGAGAUGAUGACGAAUACUCAUAGUUUUGUGUCGUGGGAGGAGCACACUCUGUGUCAAGAGCGCGGUAGCCGUGUGGUCCAUUACUACUUGAAGGAGGCAUCAGGGGAAUUAGUCCUUGCUGUUGUAGGGACUGAGAGGAGUAUAAGGCACAUGGUGUAUGUUCUUUCGGAUGAGUUUGUGGAGACUUACGAGUCCAAGGGAUUCAUUAAUGUGUGUACCAAAUGGAGAGCAAGAAGAGAAGUUGUAGAAUGGCUUACUUCCUUGGUCUCGAGGCGGUGCUGGUCGGAGUUUCCUGCUCUUUCUGCCGGCCUGUUCUCAUGUCACAUUAAACAUCCUUGCCUUCUACUUCUUCAAUCUUCACAAAUCCACUGCACCCACUUAAGGAAGGGAGGAGAAAGAGAGAGAGGGAGAGCUAGUAUGAGUUCGUCGACGGAAUUUUCAACCUCUAAUGAUAGAAUGGAUUCUCCAACAGAUGAAGCAACACAACCAUUGUCUGGACUCGGUGCUCGUCAAACUUCUCUGCCUGAUCACACGGUUCCGAGGAAAGUGAAAGUUCACAAUUCAGACAUUGAAUGGUCUGGUGUUGCCUGGAUUUGUGCCAAACAGCUGAAGCAUUAUCCAGCAUUUUACAAGAAUGAAACUACCAUUUCUGUCCAUUCCUUUGUGUUUGUAAUGGCUUUGGAAGAAGAAUAUCAUUACCUAGGUUACGUGGAAGACAUGUAUGAAGACAAGAAAGGGCAGAAAAAGGUUAAAGUGCGUUGGUUUCACCACACUCGGGAAGUCAAGGAUGUGAUUACUCUGAAUCCACACCCCAGAGAAGUUUUUAUCACACCUCAUGUUCAGGUGAUCAGUGCUGAGUGUGUUGAUGGUCCUGCAACAGUUCUGACUCCUAAGCACUAUGAAAAAUGCUUGGCUGUUGUAGCUCAAAAAUCUUCCUCUGGAAUAUUUAUGUGCCUUCGGCAAUUUGAGGACUGCAAGGUUAAGCCCUUCAGUCUUGCUAAAUUGCGGGGCUAUUCUAAUCAAGCAAUUCUGUCGUCUUUAGAUGUCCACAUCUCCAAGCAGAAAGCCAAGUACAAUAAAUUUUGUCAUGAAGAUGAGGAAGAGUUAGCACCUGAUGAUCCUAUGAGGGUGAACCUUAAGAGAAACAGAAGCAGCGAGGUGAAUCAGGGACAUUCUGGUGUUAAAAAUUUGGUCACUGAGAGUCAUUUACCAAAUUGCGUUCCAACAUACCAAAAGUUGAAAUUAAAAUUAUCAAGGAAAACCAUGGGAGUUAAGAUUGCUGGUUCAGAGCCCCUAUGUCCAGUGUCUUUUAAGGUUGAUGAAAAGAUAGAGUUGCUCUGUCAAGAUAGUGGCAUACGAGGAUGUUGGUUCAGUUGUCAGGUCUUGCAGACAUCUCAGAAGCUUCUCAAAGUUCAAUAUGAUGAUUUGCAAGAUGUAGAUGGAUCUGGCAAUCUCGAGGAGUGGGUCCCUGCCUUUAAAGUUGCUGCUCCAGAUAAACUAGGCAUGAGAUGCUCAGGUCGCCUGACAAUCCGACCCUUUCGUCUCAAUGCUUCUACAGAGUGUUGUAUUGAGGUUGGAGUAGCAGUUGAUGCGUGGUGGUGUGAUGGCUGGUGGGAAGGUGUUGUUACUGCAGUUAGCAUUUCUGGGGCUGAUACUAUACAAGUCUACUUCCCUGGUGAGGAGAAGCUGAUGAGUUUCCAGAGAAAGGAUGUUAGGGCUUCCAAAGACUGGGUUGAGAACAGAUGGGUUGAUGUGAAGGCAAAGCCUGAUAUACUCUCAUAUGUAUCUGAAAGUAUCAGUUCUAGCAUGAAGCUCUUAUCAAUCUCUGCUAGUUCUAUGGCAAAAACUUGUUCUAAACAUGAAGCUGUUGAAGAGAAACAGGAGUCACCAGAUUUAGCCCCACCGGAUGAGGACUCGGGAAAGGUGACGAGGGUGAAUUUGCGGAAGCAGCCUUGUACCAGUAAUGAAGACGAAAUUAACAAUUCAAGUGACGGCAAUGGCAGUGAUGAUUGUGCUUGUAACAAAACGGAGAAAUGUGAAGCACCAGAAGCCACAGAAGUGGCUGCUCGUGGCUGAGGUCGAGAAUUUUGACCUUGCUGAUAAGAUUGUGGAAGGUUUAGGGGCCUGGUUCUUGUAGAUAAGACGAACUGUCGGCAUAGAGGAAAAGAACUAUCAAGUUUCUAACAUCAUGGAAUUGGAAGGUGUACAGCUUUAUAUCUGAUAGAUUAAUUAACUCCAAGUGCUCCAAGUAAAUGUGAUCCAAUGGUGAUCAGGUGUUAGGCAGAAGCUCAAUUAAUACGCAGGAGUAAUUGGUGCGUGCUUUUGCACCCAUGCCUUGUGUAGCAACUUGUGAAAACUGCCCUAUGUAUGUAUCUUAAUAGUAUAUUUUGAGUCAA
This is a messenger RNA of Pyrus x bretschneideri (Chinese white pear), 3037 nucleotides long. RefSeq lists its product as uncharacterized. The record is from RefSeq and is a predicted model, not a curated record. Bases 645 to 2717 code for a protein of 690 amino acids. The transcript is spliced from 8 exons. Gene Ontology annotation, molecular function: chromatin binding. Lineage: Eukaryota; Viridiplantae; Streptophyta; Magnoliopsida; Rosales; Rosaceae.